Molecule: messenger RNA, 324 nt
Organism: Lobosporangium transversale
Lineage: Eukaryota; Fungi; Mortierellomycota; Mortierellomycetes; Mortierellales; Mortierellaceae
Exons: 1
Coding region: 1-324 (107 amino acids)
Source: RefSeq, a predicted model, not a curated record
AUGUCUGAUAUUACUCUCCCUGUUGAGCCUACAAUCUCGCCCGAGCCCGAGCCCGGCACGGUCUCCAUCUCACCUAUUCCCGGAGACCCUAGUGUGACAGCGAGCGAGCCUGUGCCCACAACGGCCCCACAAGUGCCUACAGGCGAAACCACCACGAAUUGGUUGCCCACGCUCACUUCAACGGCACCAACAGCGACCUUGCCAGUUACCUCGCCUCCCACUUCCAGUCCCACCAAGCCUUCUGCAGCCACAACGAAUCAGAAGAAAUUGUCGGCCAUGUUUGCUAUCUUGGUCAUCCUCCCCGCCAUCUUCAACGCUUUGUAA